Molecule: messenger RNA, 4987 nt
Organism: Hymenoscyphus albidus
Lineage: Eukaryota; Fungi; Ascomycota; Leotiomycetes; Helotiales; Helotiaceae
Source: the annotation of a GenBank genome assembly
CUGGACCUCAAGUGGAGGAACUACCCCUUCAACACCUAGGACGUGGGUUGUGGGACCUAUCACCUAUCACCUACCACCUAUCACUGAGGACCACCACCACCGACGCGCGCAGUAGUACCAGUACCAGUACCAGUACCAAUACUAUCCCAAUACUAUCUCCGACACUCCUCUUCACAUCACCAACAAGAAUUCGCCCAUCGUAGGCUACCUCCACACCUGUCCUUCCAAAUCUGCAGGACAAGGACAUUGGUGCCAAUAAUGCCAUUCGUUGGCCAGCAAACACCAGAUAGUUCCCGUAUCUGUACCCAACGCCGCACUCAUACCCCUCCCCCUCCUCAUCCUUCUCUUCUCACGGCAACCUCCAGUCCCAAAAGGGCAGCAGGGACGCAGAUGGCGCCUAUGGAAGCGACACUGUUCCAAUCGCAACCAGAAGGCAUUUCUGAUAACGCGCGCGCGAGGGAAUUGUACAAGUAUGUCAAGCAUUCCCCCCCUCGACUAGUCCAGAGACAUCGCACAGAAACAACCUACAAGUUUCCAAGGAGCUGUAGUGUCUAUGGCAACCCAGACGUGCAGUCAAGACAACAGAAAUAUGCAAGACUGACAGAGUUCGUCUCGCAGAUACUUCCGUCCGCCUGAGCCAAACUUGGCUUCCAUUCCUACACAAGAAACAGCCAAAGGAAAGACCAUUCAAUCAGAUGUCACGUCUACUAAAGUCUCCUCCCCAGAUUCGGCAUUGACAGCUUUCUGUCAGUUGCUGGCAUGGAGGACCAACGCACAGAGAGCAAUGAUAGGGUACGUCGCACACCCUGCGAAUGGUGGUUGCAUACUGACUUACCAAGUCUCAUUGAUGCCGAUACACAAUAUUUCGUGGCAGAAAGUACCAGGACGCUUGAUUUAGUUGACGGCGCAAAACAUGCCCCGGGUGAUGAUCUAUGGAUGGGAUGCAGCAGCGUGUCUAAGGGCGGAAAGUUGUGCGAGAGGUAGGGAGAAUUGGGAUGUUUGGUUGCGCUUGCCUCAUACUGAUCCCAAAAUAGGACUAUCGCUGUGGACCACACUGAAUCGGUGGGCGAUUACCCAGCUUUCAUUGUCAACGACCUCCAGAAGGACGCGCGUUUCAAUCAGCUUCCCUUCGUCAUGGGUGCGCCCUAUCUACGCUUCUAUGCGGGGGUUCCACUCAUCACAAAGAGGGGGAUCGCAAUUGGGAGUCUGUUCAUUGUUGAUGACUAUGCUCGAAAUGGUCUUUCGAGUGACGAUGUCCAUUUCAUGGGUGCCAUGGCUAGGACGGUCAUGAGUCAUUUGGAAAUGGCAAGAGAAGUCGAGGAGCAUCGUCGAGGGAUGAAAAUGAGCAGAGGACUGGCAUCUUUCGUACAAGGCCGUUCGGAGGUGCUUGAGUCCGAUCUUGAACCGGGAGAAGCGCUGGGCGAAGGAGAGGGAACUCGAAUUGCUGGCAAGUUUGAAAGGGAAGCGGGAACCAACCGGACCAAGUCAAAAGCUUCACAUCGCAGUUCCGUAGACUCCACGGUUAGCUCUGCUCAGGGCCUUGAACGCAAGGAGCGAGAAUAUUCUGCCAAUCUGGCAAAGACAGAGGAAGCUUUGCUACACGAAAAUUAUCCGAAGCCAGAAGUGACAGUACGACGACCUGAGAUAUCUUCAGGUUCCCAUGGCGAAUCUCAUACUUCGUUGGGUACAGCCACAACCGAUGCUUUCUCACCACUCUCGCGAUCCGAUACUAGCCCCGCAGACACUCUUUCGGAGGAGUCUUCACAGAGACAACUCUCUUCUCGUGCGGCCAACCUGAUCCGAGAGACCUUUGAAGUCGAUGGGGGGUGCAUUUUCUACGAUGCGCAGGCAGGUUUUGCUCCUGAUCCGCCUCAAUCUCGCCUCAAUCAAAUUGCUCAAGAUGAAAGCCAAACUGACAGCCAGGUUGCGAGCGGUGACGAGCUACUCUAUUCUAACGAGCCCCGAGAACCCCCACCCUUCAAUCCCCCAACAACUCGCUCUGUUUUAUCCGAUAUGUCUCCUAGUCUAACCCCUCGAGAUGCAACAUUUUCACGGAGUUCGAACAUGUCACAUAAAUUGGCGGAUAUAUUAGGGUUCUCAACACCUGGAGCUUCUUCGAUCCAUGGAGACCUCGUUCCCGGCUUACAAUCCUUCAGACCACUCCAGGAAAAGGCACUGAAUUCUCUUCUGCGCCGCUUCCCUCGCGGAAAAUUGUGGACCUUUGACUCAGAAGGCGAAGUAUCCUCAUCUUCAGAAGAAGACCAUCGUCGCUCCCGCAAAGAUCCACUCCGUCUGAAUCAAGAGCUUAUGCAGAAGAAAGUAAGGUCGGCAAAGCCCAAUUCCCACGCGAAAUUCUUGACUCGACAUUUUCCUGGCGUGCGGCAGCUGUUGUUUGUUCCCCUUUGGGAUGCUGGCCGCUCUCGUUGGCUUAGCGGUUGCUUUGUAUGGUCUACAGAGGCCACUCGAAUUUUAUCUAAAGAGAGCGAGUUGUCCUUUUUGACGGGGUUUGGAAAUUCUGUUAUGGCGGAGUGGUCACGUAUUGACACUCAAAUCGCAAAUCAGAAAAAAGAUGACUUUAUUGGAAGCAUUUCCCAUGAGUUGAGAUCUCCAUUACAUGGAAUCUUGGCAAGUGCCGAAUUUCUUAGUGAAGAAGUGAAAUCGACCUUCGAGCUUGGCAUGGUUGAGACCAUCUCUUCCUGUGGCAGGACUUUACUCGAUACAAUAAACCAUGUACUUGACUUUUCCAAAAUCAACCAUUUUGAGCGAACAUGGCGUAAAAACCAUACCCCACAUACCCGCCCUACCCGCAAUGCAUUGGCUCUUAAACAAUCGGAACUACCGAUGAUCAAUCUCUACGCAGAUGUCGAUGUUUCAGUCAUAUGCGAGGAAGUGGUUGAGGGCGUUUUUGCCGGACAUCUGUUCCAGAGUAGCACUGCAGCAAACUUUGACAGUACGUACUUUUUCCCUUGUCUCCGCUUGCUCUAUUGGUCUGGAGCGGAAACUCUAACAUGUUGCAGUGGUUCAGGAUUCCUCGAAAAGAAUGCCGAGUCCAUCCAAGGAUGAUCUACAAGCCCCGACUCGUUCCACAGCACCUGAAGUUGCAGUCAUAUUUGAUGUAGACUUGCAAAAUUAUCAAUUUACAACACAACCAGGAGCUUUCAGAAGAGUGGUCAUGAACCUCCUAGGAAACGCCUUGAAAUACACCGCGCGUGGUUGUGUUCGGAUUAAAUUAACGUCGACACCGAUGGAGGACUUUCACGACGUGGAAACCAGAGAAAUUAUCCCACGGGCUAUGCUAGUCUUGACCGUGACCGAUACAGGCAAAGGCAUUGCUCCCGAGUUCUUGCGUUCAAAAUUAUUUACACCAUUUGCGCAAGAAAAUUCUCUAUCUAGUGGAACUGGCUUGGGACUAUCGAUAGUCAAAAGUAUUGUUAAAAUACUUGAAGGAGACAUAACUAUUGAGAGCGAGGUUGGACGGGGAACGCGUAGGAAGACCCCAGAUUUGUAAUUUCUCAGCUAACAUUCUUCUUAGAGGUCCAUGUUAGUCUUCCACUUAUGAGAGGAGCCCUCAAAACUUCCGAUCCAGUACCUGAUGCUCCUAAAUCGUCCAUGAUACAUGAACCAGAUGAUGCUAUCGCGAAGCUCAAGUCGCUCGUUGUCGGUCAGAGGGUAUCACUUCAUGGAUUUGAGUCAGGAACAGGAGACCCAUUAUUUCAAAAGAUGGAGAGAUUACUCCAAGCUUCAAUUGUAAACAUAUUGCAAAAUUGGUAUGGAAUGCAAGUAGUCCCUCUGGGUCAAAAAGCAAGCAUUAUCGUAUCCAACGAAGGAGACCCAGCAACCAUUAACAAGAUAGUACGCAGCAUUGUUACUACUCACCGACUUCGUCCAUCUGUGGUGGUUCUUUGCUCCCACUUAUCCAAAUUUGAUCGCGCUACUGUUGAGGCCGAGGCAAGUAUUGGGCACGUCACCAAACCUGUAGGACCCCUCAAGCUCGGAAGAGCCAUCGCUCAAUGUUUGGGAGGGUCACUCCCGGCUACCCCUGGUCAGGUCGAUGUCAUAGUCUCGCCAAACAGUAAUGAUAUGAGCAAUUUAUUCGAGGAGAUGACUCUGAAUCCUGCAGCUGGCGAGGUGCUGGAUAAUAGCCGUAUGGCGGCCGAUAGCGAUAAUGCGCGCAAGGCAAUAGAGAGCCCAACACCCAAUGCCGUUGCCGACAAGGCUUCCGAGUUUCCUUUCCCUAUCUCGGAUUCUCCUGGGAAAGCAAAAUCCUUGCCACUAGGUAAAAAGGUUCUUCAAACUAUGGGUACCAAAUCAGUCCAGAGCGAAGAUGAUACACCGACAAGCUCACACAAAAAGAAACUUCCUUCCUUCUUACUAGUCGAUGAUAAUGCGAUCAACCUCAAACUGUUAGGGACCUCGAUUCAGAAACGGAACCACCUAGUCAUUGACAAAGCCAUGGAUGGGCUCGCGGCUGUCAAGGCAUUUCAAGACCGAUCAGAAGGGUAUGAUAUCAUAUUCAUGGAUAUCUCGAUGCCUCUUCUCGAUGGAUUCGGGGCCACCAGGGAGAUUCGUGCUCUUGAAGAGUCAAGGAAACAAAAGGCCGAGGAGGAGAAUGUUUCUUUUACUCCGGCAUUGAUCAUUGCUCUUACGGGGUUGGCAAGUAGCGAGGAUCAGAGUAAGGCUGCAAAGGUUGGAGUCGAUCUCUUUCUUACGAAGCCUGUUUCUUUUCGCGACGUGAAGAAGAUGUUGGAUAAUUGGGAGGCUAAUAGGUGAUAUGAAGCGAAUCUGUUGAGGGGAGAGUUCUGAGAGUGUUGAUUAUGAUAGGGGGUGGAUGGGGUAGAUGGUGAUUCUACUCGAUUUUGGCGAGCUGACUGACAUUGGGUUCGUGGUUCGGGUACCACAGAGGAGAGGUUCCAGAUGAAAAGAAUUCCUCGCCUGUUUCUUUCUCCAAUUUCUCGAUAUUUCGCUUUUGCAUUGGAUGGCGUCUUGG